Manacus vitellinus (golden-collared manakin) is the source of this 1638-nucleotide messenger RNA. RefSeq names its product XK related X-linked (gene XKRX). NCBI's taxonomy places the organism in Eukaryota, Metazoa, Chordata, Aves, Passeriformes, Pipridae. Bases 1 to 1029 code for a protein of 342 amino acids. The record is from RefSeq and is a predicted model, not a curated record. The transcript has 3 exons. Gene Ontology annotation, cellular component: membrane.
AUGGAACCCAGCCUGCUGAGAAGGUGCAUGGAGGCCCUGCUGGUGUACUGCAAGUCAGGGAAGAAGGAGGAGCCCUACGUCACCAUCACCCGCAAGCGCUGGCUGCGGAAAGGCUACGAGGUGGAGAUGGAGCAGGAGGUGGGACACUCGGAGCGCCGGCUGGCCACGCACCGCAACGCUUUCAAACGCAUGGCUGUCAUCCAGGCCUUCCUGGGCUCCACCCCGCAGCUCACCGUCCAGCUCUACAUCAGUGUCUUGGAGAAGUACGUCCCUGUUGCCCGAGCUGUCCUCAUGGCCAUCUGCCUGGUGUCGGUCACCUACGGAGCGCUCGUCUGCAACAUCCUGGCCAUCCAGGUCAAGUACGAUGACUACAAGGUCCAGCUGCGGCCACUGGCCUUCCUCUGCAUCGUGCUGUGGCGCAGCCUGGAGAUCUCCACCCGCGUGGCCGUCCUUGUGCUCUUCAGCACUGUCUUCAAGCACUGGAUCAUCCCCAUUGCCCUGGCCAACCUGCUGGUGGUCUUCUUCUUGCCCUGGGUGCAGUUCUGGCGCAGUGGCACCCACCUGCCCGACAACAUCGAGAAGAACUUCAGCCAUGUAGGCACAGUGGUGGUGCUUUGCGCCUUCACCCUCCUCUAUGCCAGCAUCAACAUGUUCUGCUGGUCGGCCGUGCAGCUCAAACUGGCCGACCGGGACCUCAUCGACAAGUCGCAGAACUGGGGCCGCCUGGCCGUGUACUACGUGGCCCGGCUGGCCGAGAACACGGCCCUCGUCAUCCUCUGGUACUUCUUCAAAACAGACGUCUAUGAGAACGUCUGCACCCCACUGCUGGUAGUGCAGCUGCUCCUUGGCUACUGCCUGGGCAUCUACUUCAUGCUCCUCUUCUUCCAGUACCUGCACCCCUGUCGCCAGCUCUUCCGGCACAACGUCACCGACUUCCUGCACUGUGUCUGCUGCCACCGGCACCCACCAGGGACCCCACUGUGCCUCGAGGCACCCUUUGAGCCCGGUGUGAGGCACAGCAUUGUCUGAGGCACAGCUAGCACCCAUCUCUUCCAGCUGACUGUGGGCAUGGGGAUGGGCAGCACUGGGCUGCACCAGCAGUCGGAGGAUGCUCGCAGCAUGAGCCAGGCACUGCCUGGUCCUGCAGUGGCAGCCAGUACCAGUGUGUCUUCACAGUGACAGGGGGACAGGAAUGUGCUCACCUGCCCAGGACCAUGCAUAUGAACAUGAAGGAGGGUUGACUUGGAUUUGAUACAAGAAAGGAGUUUCUUACAAUGAGAGUGGUGAGGCACUGGCACAGGUUGCCCAGAGAGAUGGUGGACAUCUCAUUCCUGAACAUAUUCAAGGCCAGGUUGGAUGGGGCUCUGAGCAACCUGGUCUAGGUGAAGAUAUCCCUGCUGAUGGCAGGGGAAUUGGACUAGGUGGCCUUUAGAGGUCCCUUCCAAUCCAAACUAUUCUGUGAUUCUACGAUUCAAGGACUUGUGGGGUGCCCAAAUCACCUGCAAGCUGGCUGCUGUGCAGUGCACAGCCCAUGGGGUGCCCCUACACCCCCACCUGCUGCUAGGAUGCAUACUGUGACCUUGGGCCAUGGGUGCCACUGGGACUGUUUUAAGCAGUAAAGAAACUUUGCUGUGGCUG